UCCGUAGUGUAGUGGUUAUCACGUUCGCCUCACACGCGAAAGGUCCCCGGUUCGAAACCGGGCGGAAACAGCCGGUGGUCUCUUUUCUUUUUCCCCACGCUCGGAAUGAAAUUCCUAAAAAACGAUUUCGCUUAAUUUUUUAAAUUUCACGCCCUCACAAACACCUGCACCCUCCUCCUGCCUGCACGCCCGGGGCUGUGGUGCUGACGCGGGUGCGGAGUCGGGCCGGCGCAGGAGGGGAGACGCGGCCCGGGCCCCGGAAGCGCAUCCCCAGCUCGCGGCCUUCCUGCCCGCGGAUCUCCGGCCGCCCACCCGCGAGGGGACGGCCUGGACACUCGGUACAGCAUCUAGCCAGUGGCCUGUUUGCCUUGAACUUAUCUUUAUUGUCACCUGCUGUGCUUUAAUGAUCGUGGCCCCUGUUGAGAAGGGAAUCUAACAUAAAGAACACCGACCGAACCAAGAACAGGCUGUGAGCAUUUCCACACCAGGAAUGGGUGGCAAACACGUUUGGAGUAAGAUGGACGGAGAAUGGCACACAGUGCUGUGAAGCAAAAGCUCACUCUGUGAAUUGUGAUAAAGAAGACACCUACUAAGAAGGGCCCCGGCGGCAAACUGAGCUAAAAUUGUAAGCAAAAGAAAGAAGGAAGAAAAAAAAAGGAAAAAGAGGAAAGGGAAAGGAAAGAAAAAAAGGAAAGAACCUAGCAGCCAUUUCCGCACAGGCGCAGUGUGAGGAAGACAGAAGAACCCCCUGGACUAGCAGAGCCACCGGCGCAGCGCUGCAGCCGCCAUGCCCAAGAGAAAGGCAAAAGGAGACGCCAAAGGUGACAAAGUGAAAGUGAAGGAUGAGCCGCAGAGAAGGUCGGCUCGGCUGUCUGCUAAGCCUGCUCCUCCAAAACCAGAGCCCAGGCCUAAAAAGGCCCCUGCACAGAAGGGGGAGAAGCUGCCCAAAGGAAAAAAGGGGAAAGCAGGUGGUGGCAAGGAUGGUGACAACCCUGGGAGAAGCCGAGAUGCCGCCGCAUCCCAGUCACAGAGAGCAGAAGGCACCGGGGACAAGUGAAGCGGACGUUUUAAAUAGUUCUGUACUUCUAAUGACUCCACCGUCUGAAAUGCUAUUUUUAAAAUCUGUUUUAUUAAAAUGUAGGGUUUUUUUAAAUUACGCUGUUAGCACACAAGACACUGUGGCUGUCUCUUGUGGAUAGGGCAAAUGCCACUAAUAGAGUGUUUAGGAGCUCGAUUGAAAUGGGGGAAGUAGGAUUUUCUGUCCUUGCUUUUGAAGGUUUUUCUUGGUUCCAUGCACAUGUCAGCCACUUUUGCUCAAAAGCCUCGCACUGCGGGGAAGUCAGACGUCCUGUCUUCUUUCCCAGUGCCAUCGGCAUGGACCUGGUGUCCUGAAACGAGACCCGUGAAGUGGCCGUGGCACCCCUGCAACUGGCGGUGUGGGGUCGCAUGUCCAGGAUUUCUGGCAGGACAUCGAGAUGGUGUUGCUCAGAAGAUCCAAGAUUUCUGUCUGGUUUGUGGAUCCUGCAGAUUUCAGGUGUUUUGUCUAGGUCAGAGCUGACCUGUGAAAAUCUGCUAUGUGCCUCAUACAAAAUGUCUGUCCCUUCCGAAACGUUUCCUGUUCAAAGCAGCAACAGAAGAGGUCGUUGACUUUUGAGGAAGGGAUUUUGGAAGUUGUAAAAUUUUAUAAAUUGUUACUCAGAUUUUGCUGGAAGUAACUUUUUGUUUUUUUAAGUAUAUGAAAAAGUUGGAUACAAAUUGGCAAUGGGAGGGGAUCAUUUCCUACCCAAACGCAUAUUUCUUACAGCCUGUGAAGGUUGUAUAGUUUUUUCACAUUUACCUUGCGUCUUUCCUGAACUGAUUUUUGUGAAAUGUAUGAGAUAGAAGUUCAGCAUCGUAUUUUUUCCGUAUGGAUGUGUUUGUCCCGGUACCAUUUUUUGAAAAGUUUAUCCAUCCCUCACUGAUUUGUAGCACUGGCUCUUUCAUAAAUCAAGUUUCUGGGGGGGGUGGGGGGGUUCUAUUCUGACUCAUGAUGCAGGCACUUUGCCUAACCCCUGGCAGUGCUACAGUCCUGGGUACUACAAGUUUAGAAACUGACCUUGAUAUCUCAGGACAAAUCCAACUUCCAUCCCCUACACCUCCACCAAAGUUUUCUUCCUCAGGACUAUUUGGCCAUGCUUAGCUAGACUGACAAGUUGUUAAUCAAACCAAACAAGAAAGUGUUGGAAUUUUAUUGGGUUUGUACUGAAUUUAUAGAUUGCAAUGUUGAGUCUUUCAAUCUAUGAACCCAUUUAUUUAAGAUCUUUAACUUCUUUCAAUAAAGUUUUAUAAUUUUCUCCA
Molecule: messenger RNA, 2337 nt
Organism: Phyllostomus hastatus (greater spear-nosed bat)
Lineage: Eukaryota; Metazoa; Chordata; Mammalia; Chiroptera; Phyllostomidae
Gene: HMGN4
Product: high mobility group nucleosomal binding domain 4
Exons: 3
Coding region: 788-1057 (89 amino acids)
Biological process (GO): chromatin organization
Cellular component (GO): nucleus; chromatin
Molecular function (GO): nucleosomal DNA binding
Source: RefSeq, a predicted model, not a curated record